AGCGAUGGUAUUUACUGCUAUUCACUGACAGCUAUGAAGCAUGGAGUGAGCCACAGAGGGUACUGAUGGGGUCUGGGCAAGGCAGCCAGUGUGUCCCGCCCCGCAGUGCCCGGAGAAGCCUGAAGCGCAGCAGUAUGUAGCGGGAUCUCCCCGGCGCAGGCAGAGGACUUUAACGAGAGUGAGAGACCUGACUGCCAGAGAAGAGAGUGAAGAGCACUGAAAGAGUUAAAGGGCUCGAAAUCAGGGACACGGGUUCUGCUGGGAGGGCUACCUUCUGCCCAACAAGAGGAGCAAAGCAGGGGGAGAAGAAGCCGAAGCCUCCAACCAUCCGCCAGUGGCCUGUGCAUGGACUGUGUAGCAGGACAGACACUUUGGGCUGGAGGAGAUACCUAUCUGACCUGUCUGAUUCAUCAGACCUCCUAGGCAAAAGAACCCCCACCCCCAGCAGGGACCUCUGUGCCUCACAGGCCCUGAGAGGAGCAUGGCAGCCUGACCCAUCAUGCCCAGCCGGACCGCUUACAGUGCCGGUCUGCUCCCUGUAUCCGCCACCCAAGCCCAUGCCCCCACCUAUGCCCCCAUCACCCUGCUGUGCCUGCUGCUGCUGCUGAGAAUCAGCACCAUCUCCGGGGUCCUGUUGGGUGCCAGUGUGGGGCACAAGCCGCAGGGGACGGCGGGCCAUCUCUCCUGGGCGCAGGGGCGCCAGACCCGCAGCUACGGCCACCUGGAGGGGGAGACACGACUGCGGAGGCUGUAUUCGGCCACGCGCUUCUUCCUGAGCAUCGACACCAAGGGACGGGUAAGCGGCACCCGGAAGAACAACCACACCGACUGCCUGAUGGAAAUACGAUCCGUCAGCACAGGAGUCGUCGUCAUCAGGUCUGUCAGCACGGGGCUGUAUUUGGCCAUGUCCAAAAGAGGGGAUCUCUAUGGAUCGGUGGCAUACACUGCAGCGGAAUGCCAGUUCCGGGAACGCAUUGAGGAGAACGGCUACAACACAUACGCGGCCCGCCAAUGGAGCCUCAAAGGACGGCCGAUGUUUGUGUCACUGGGGACUCGGGGGAAACCCCGGAGCGGCCGCAAGGCCCGCCGUCGCCACCGGUCUACCCACUUCCUGCCCAUGCCGCCCAUAUAAGGAGGCAGCGACCCUGUCUGCAGCAUCGCUGCCACCAACAGCAUGACUGUAAACUAAUAAGACUAAAAAUCAGUCUCUGUGUUUUUUUUUUCAGAAGGGGGAGUAUGCAGAAGGGGGGGGGGACUUGUAUUUAUUCAUUUUUAAGCUGCUAAAAGUUCAUAGAUGAAUACUGAUACUGAUGUUGUUACGGAAAGGGUGGUUUGAAUUAAAGUCAAACCAUUAUGCAGCUAGGUACUGCAUAUAAUUCAAUUUCAACUUAUUUCUUUCUGUUCUUGCAAGAACCUUAAAAUUAUGUACUGGAUGUGGAUAUUGUGGGGGCUGGGGUGCCAGUUGAACAUCAUCGGUAUCAGCACAACAUAACUGAGAGAAGUCCCUCAGGAUUGUCGAAACCAAAACAAGAUGCUCAAUUCAUUAUACAGGCUAAGCCUGCAGCAACAUCCUUUGGCUGCUUGUCUGGUUACUUGGCAACACCUUUCCUGACUCAUUCUGUCCCCCUGUUGGAUCACACAUCACUGUUUUUAGUCAUUUUUACCAAAGCACUGCUAGAAACGUUUUUGUAUGUUGGUUUGCUUAAUAAAACAUCUGGUAAUGGUACACGUUUCUUUAAAGAUUUAUGUGAUUCUUGUUUUCAUUCCACUGAAGUUUAGUCUGUCCGUGACACAGGAAAGGUGCUCCAGAAGUUUACAGAGGUCAGCUGUAUUGUAAACAACGGCCACAGAUAUUCAUAUGAAGCAUAAACAAAUCCUACCCCAAUGAUAACAAAAGUAUUUAAAUACAGCAUAAAUGAUAGGCCUGCAGAAAAUAUACAACAGUUUAAAAACAAUCAUCCUGUUUACAACAAUUCCUUUCAACGAACAGAACGAUUUACGUGAUCAUGCGAACAGAAGAAGGGCUUCCCUUUGCACCUGAGGCCCAGAUAAAUCUCCCUGGCAAAUUGAUGUCAGAGACCUAUUCUUCAGCAAUAGGUACACCUUCUAUAUAUGACACUUUCAAGCUUUAUAAAACUCAAUAUAUGCGAGCUUCUUUGUAAUAUUGUGCGUUUUGGAUAGUCUACGUUUGAAUGUGUUUUAAGACAGAUAUGACCUCUAAAAUAUAACCAUUCGCAUUUACUUCUAAGAGAAUGGUGACCCCUACUGUUCAUUUGCCUGUUAAAUAUUUGAUAUUUUCCCUCACGCUACGGCCUGUAUUUUGCGCAUGUGUAAAAAAACAGACAUCUG
Molecule: messenger RNA, 2349 nt
Organism: Brienomyrus brachyistius
Lineage: Eukaryota; Metazoa; Chordata; Actinopteri; Osteoglossiformes; Mormyridae
Product: fibroblast growth factor 22-like
Exons: 4
Coding region: 500-1132 (210 amino acids)
Biological process (GO): cell differentiation; regulation of cell migration; positive regulation of gene expression
Cellular component (GO): cytoplasm
Molecular function (GO): fibroblast growth factor receptor binding; growth factor activity
Source: RefSeq, a predicted model, not a curated record